Molecule: messenger RNA, 1201 nt
Organism: Protobothrops mucrosquamatus (brown spotted pit viper)
Lineage: Eukaryota; Metazoa; Chordata; Lepidosauria; Squamata; Viperidae
Gene: LYSMD3
Product: LysM domain containing 3
Exons: 3
Coding region: 173-1021 (282 amino acids)
Biological process (GO): Golgi organization
Cellular component (GO): Golgi apparatus
Source: RefSeq, a predicted model, not a curated record
AGCGGCCGCCAUCUUGUCGACGCGCGGGCGCUUUCGCUCUUGCAAACGAGCCGCGUUUUAUUUUAGUUUCUAGGCUUCCCAUAGCGGCGUCCUCGGAGAACGUUGAGCCGGCGCCGAAAAACGCACCCUCCGCAAAUGGCCGCUCCUGGGUAGAUUGAUUUCUCCUGGUAGAAUGACAGGAAAAAGCCAGACUUUAAGUUUCCAACUCCCAGCUGUUGUACAGCCCACUUCAGUGGAUAGCCACGUAUAUCCAUUUGGGAACAAUCUUAGUUCUGACAGUGAUGUUUUGGAGGAUGAAGUUGAAAUAUAUGAACUGCGACCUCGGGGAAAAGAGAAAACUCGGAGAAGCACUUCGCGAGAAAGAAUGGAUGAUAUUGUAUUUAUAACUAAAGAUAUACAAGAAGGAGAUACACUAAAUGCAUUAGCUCUUCAAUAUAGUUGUUCAGUAGCAGAUAUCAAACGGGUGAACAAUCUUAUCACAGAUCAGGACUUCUUUGCAUUAAGAACUAUUAAAAUUCCAGUUAAAAAGUUCAGCCUUCUGACGGAGACACACUGUUUUCCAAAAAAUAGACAGAAUUCAAGAUCUGCCGCCUCUUCAUAUUCCGCAGAAUUCUCAGAUUCAUCACUAGCACCUGAGUUAUUCUCAUCUACUGAAACAGCUGGUAACUUUUUGAAAGAAGUGGACCGUGAUAUAGAGCAAAUAGUGAAGUGUAAUGCUACCAAAAGAGAAAAUCUUAAUGAAGUUGUUUCUGCUUUAUCAACCCAACAAUUGAACUUUGAACCAGAUGGUAAACCCAUCAGACAGAAAGAUCCUUAUUAUGGUGCAGACUGGGGAAUUGGAUGGUGGACAGCAGUGGUAAUAAUGGUGGUAGUAGGCAUUAUAACACCUGUUUUUUAUCUUUUAUAUUAUGAAGUUUUGGUCAAAGUGGAUGUCAGUCAUCAUUCUACAGUGGAAUAUUCAUUAGUUGCACCAUCUCAGUCAAAGCCAUUAGAAAAUGAGAUAAAGCAGCCUAUUUCAUGAGGAUUAAGUUUUGGUUUUACAUCCUAAAUGUCAGCUAUCUUGCUGUGUAUUCUGCAAAGAAGUAUGAACAUGUUCUGAGUGGAACUGUAAAGUGGCUAUCUCUGAUGGUAAUAUACUGUGUUUGUGAAAAGUUGUCAAUAUAUUGAAAAAUUAAAAGUUUAUCUGGCUCUGCCAAAAUAU